GGCAGCGGCUGGGCUCUGUGGCUUUAGGGCUCGUAAGGGAGAGGGAGAGAGAGAGAGGGAGAGAGGGAAAGAGCGAGGGCGGCAAAGAGAGUGAGUCGGCGCCGCCGCCCGCCUGAGGAGAGAGGAGGGGUCCCGCUCACCCUGCGCUCUUUGCGGGCCGAGAGCGCGAGGCACCCUAGAACCUCUGAGGCCUCCGGGCCCCUGGGGACCCCGCCCCGCCGCCCGCCGGCCGGCCCGAGGCCUCUCUUCCCUUUGUGAGCGCCCCCUUCCCAGGGGUGGUGGUGGUGGCGGCGGAGGUCUGUGCGUGGGCCCGCCCGCCGAGGGGCCGCGGCAGGGGACUGAGAGGGCCUCGGCUGUGUGAGGACGGGAGGCGGCCGAGGCCCGGGCCGGUACCCCCGAGGCAGCGGUAGUGGCGGCUGCCGGCACUUCCCCGCGCCAUCUUAACUGAGCCCAAGUGCUGAGGGCGCCUCAUCGACCCCGGUCGUCCCCUCGCCCCCCCCCCAUUGCCCCUUGUCGCAGAGCUUGGGCUGGGCGGCUCGCUGGGGCUCGGGGGGGGGGGGCGGCGGUCUGUCGCCGGGCCCCCUCCUCCUCACUUCUCGCCCUCCAGCGAAGCGGCUACCGGAGCUCUGCAGGGGGCUGCGCCCGCCUACCCCGCCCCAGACCUGUCGGCGAAAGGUAGUUUAUGCCAGCGUGGCUUCAUUCAUACAGAUGAACCAAGGAUUGGGAUAGCAGUAUAAAAUUAGAAUCAGACAGCUGACUGCCCAGCAGGAUGCCAUCAACUAACCGAGCAGGCAGCCUGAAGGACCCUGAAAUAGCAGAGCUCUUUUUCAAAGAAGAUCCAGAGAAGCUCUUCACAGACCUCAGAGAAAUUGGCCAUGGAAGCUUUGGAGCAGUGUAUUUUGCACGAGAUGUACGCACCAACGAAGUGGUGGCCAUCAAGAAGAUGUCUUAUAGUGGAAAGCAGUCUACUGAAAAAUGGCAGGAUAUUAUUAAGGAAGUCAGGUUUCUACAAAGAAUAAAACAUCCUAACAGUAUAGAAUACAAAGGCUGCUAUUUACGUGAGCACACAGCAUGGCUUGUAAUGGAAUAUUGUUUAGGAUCUGCUUCAGAUUUACUAGAAGUUCACAAAAAGCCAUUACAAGAAGUAGAAAUAGCAGCAAUAACACAUGGUGCUCUCCAGGGAUUAGCCUACUUACAUUCUCAUACCAUGAUCCAUAGAGAUAUCAAAGCAGGAAAUAUCCUUCUGACAGAACCAGGCCAGGUGAAACUUGCUGACUUUGGAUCUGCUUCCAUGGCAUCUCCUGCCAAUUCUUUUGUGGGAACGCCGUAUUGGAUGGCCCCAGAAGUAAUUUUAGCCAUGGAUGAAGGACAGUAUGAUGGCAAAGUAGAUGUAUGGUCUCUUGGAAUAACAUGUAUUGAACUAGCGGAAAGGAAGCCUCCUUUAUUUAAUAUGAACGCAAUGAGUGCCUUAUAUCACAUAGCCCAGAAUGAAUCCCCUACACUACAGUCUAAUGAAUGGUCUGAUUAUUUUCGAAACUUUGUAGAUUCUUGCCUCCAGAAAAUCCCUCAAGAUCGCCCUACAUCGGAGGAACUUUUAAAGCACAUGUUUGUUCUUCGGGAACGCCCCGAAACGGUGUUAAUCGAUCUCAUUCAAAGGACAAAGGAUGCAGUAAGAGAGUUGGACAAUCUGCAAUAUCGAAAGAUGAAGAAACUCCUUUUCCAGGAGGCACAUAAUGGACCAGCUGUGGAAGCACAGGAAGAAGAAGAGGAACAAGAUCAUGGUGUUGGUCGGACAGGAACGGUGAAUAGUGUUGGAAGUAAUCAGUCUAUUCCCAGUAUGUCCAUCAGUGCCAGUAGCCAAAGCAGUAGUGUUAACAGUCUUCCAGAUGCCUCAGAUGACAAGAGUGAGCUAGACAUGAUGGAAGGGGACCACACAGUGAUGUCUAAUAGUUCUGUUAUCCAUUUAAAGCCUGAGGAAGAAAAUUACAGAGAAGAGGGAGAUUCUAGAACAAGAGCAACUGACCCACAGUCUCCGCCCCAAGUAUCCCGUCACAAAUCACACUAUCGUAAUCGAGAGCACUUUGCUACUAUACGGACGGCAUCACUGGUUACAAGGCAAAUGCAAGAACAUGAACAGGACUCUGAGCUUAGAGAACAGAUGUCUGGCUAUAAGCGUAUGAGGCGGCAACAUCAAAAGCAGCUGAUGACUCUGGAAAAUAAGCUAAAGGCUGAGAUGGAUGAACACCGCCUCAGAUUAGACAAAGAUCUUGAAACUCAGCGUAAUAAUUUUGCGGCAGAAAUGGAGAAACUUAUCAAGAAACAUCAGGCUUCUAUGGAAAAAGAGGCUAAAGUGAUGACAAAUGAGGAGAAAAAAUUUCAGCAGCAUAUUCAGGCCCAGCAGAAGAAAGAACUAAACAGCUUUUUAGAGUCCCAAAAAAGAGAAUAUAAACUUCGAAAGGAACAGCUUAAGGAGGAGCUGAAUGAAAACCAGAGCACCCCCAAAAAAGAAAAACAAGAGUGGCUUUCAAAGCAGAAGGAGAAUAUACAGCAUUUUCAAGCAGAAGAAGAAGCUAACCUUCUUCGACGUCAGAGACAAUACCUAGAGCUGGAAUGCCGUCGCUUCAAAAGAAGAAUGUUACUUGGGCGUCAUAACUUGGAGCAAGACCUUGUCAGGGAGGAGUUGAAUAAAAGGCAGACGCAGAAGGACUUAGAGCAUGCCAUGCUACUGCGACAGCAUGAAUCCAUGCAAGAGCUGGAGUUCCGUCACCUCAAUACAAUCCAGAAGAUGCGCUGUGAACUGAUCAGAUUGCAGCACCAGACUGAGCUCACUAACCAGCUGGAAUAUAACAAGCGAAGAGAACGAGAACUAAGACGAAAGCAUGUCAUGGAGGUUCGACAACAGCCUAAGAGUCUAAAGUCUAAGGAACUCCAAAUAAAAAAGCAGUUUCAGGAUACCUGCAAAAUCCAAACCAGACAGUACAAAGCAUUAAGAAAUCACCUGCUGGAGACAACACCAAAGAGUGAGCACAAAGCUGUUCUGAAGCGGCUCAAGGAGGAGCAGACCCGGAAGUUAGCCAUCUUGGCUGAACAGUAUGAUCACAGCAUUAAUGAAAUGCUCUCCACACAAGCUCUGCGUUUGGAUGAAGCACAGGAAGCAGAGUGUCAGGUUCUGAAGAUGCAGUUGCAGCAGGAACUGGAGCUGUUGAAUGCAUAUCAAAGCAAGAUCAAGAUGCAGGCUGAGGCACAACACGAUCGAGAGCUUCGGGAGCUUGAACAGAGGGUCUCCCUCCGCAGGGCACUCCUAGAACAAAAGAUUGAAGAAGAAAUGUUGGCUUUGCAGAAUGAACGCACGGAACGAAUACGAAGCCUGCUGGAGCGUCAAGCCAGAGAAAUCGAAGCAUUUGACUCUGAAAGCAUGAGACUAGGUUUUAGUAACAUGGUCCUUUCUAAUCUUUCCCCUGAGGCAUUCAGCCACAGUUACCCGGGAGCUUCUGGUUGGUCUCACAAUCCUACUGGGGGUCCAGGAUCUCACUGGGGUCAUCCCAUGGGUGGCCCACCACAAGCUUGGGGCCAUCCAGUACAAGGUGGACCCCAGCCAUGGGGUCACCCCUCAGGGCCAAUGCAAGGGGUACCUCGAGGUAGCAGUAUGGGAGUCCGCAAUAGCCCCCAGGCUCUAAGGCGAACAGCUUCUGGGGGACGGACGGAGCAGGGCAUGAGCAGAAGCACGAGUGUCACUUCACAAAUAUCCAAUGGGUCACACAUGUCUUAUACAUAGUAAUUGAGAGUGGCAAUUCCGCUGGAGCUGUCUGCCAAAAGAAACUGCCUACAGACAUCGUCACAGCAGCCUCCUCACUUGGGUACUACAGUGUGGAAGCUGAGUGCAUAUGGUAUAUUUUAUUCAUUUUGUAAAGCGUUCUUGUUUUGUGUUUACUAAUUGGGAUGUCAUAGUAUUUGGCUGCCGGGUUGUUUUUGAUUUGUUUUUUUAACUUUUGGGGAAUUUUUGAAAAGGGGAGUUGAUACAAAAAAAUAUAUAUACACAUAUGUAUAUAUGUGUAUAUAUAUAAUGCAUGUAGUAAAAAAUCGGAUAGAUAAGGGGGUAUAUUCUGAAAACUGCAAAAAUAAAAUGCAGCAAAGUGGCCUGAGUCAUCACUCUUGGGCGUUUGUAUCCUAAGAAGUUCAUGAAAAGAUCUAAAGCCUUCCUCCAUAUCCCUAAUUCUUACAAGCCACUCACAGCAGGCAGCAUAUGCUGAACUAGUUGUUAGGAGAACACACUCGCCUCCCCUCACCAGUGUAUUUUCUUUAUUAAAUUGGCCCGACUUCUCAGCCUCAUUUGGAGUAGAAAAAGAGAGGGGAAAUCCAUGAACACUAAAGGGUUCCAUUGACUUUUUCAGAGGGUAGAAAACAACUUAGUUCAUUUUCUCAGUGCCACAUAGGUUUGUCAGUGAUUUUUAUCCAUUCGAUUGUGCCUUCUUUGUGGCAUGAAGAGGUGAGGGUACUUCAGGAGACCACAAGUUGUGUGGAGAUUGCAUUAACAAACCUGUGAGAUUUCGAAGGGGGAGACCAGAAGGGUGAAAGAGGCCUCUGAAAGCUCAUAUGGUGGGUAUGUUUAGCAGCAGAGUGAGGAAGUGAAGCCUAUAUAUCCUGAGGUUUUGUUGCUUAUACUGUGAUAUCUCAUCCUAGCUGAGCACUAUAACUCCCAAGACCCCGAACAUAUUUUUACUUGGUACAAAACAAAGAUGUGUAGCCAAUACAAAUCAAAUGCCAGAGGUAUUUGAAUGAUGCCAUAUUUGCAAGCUGCCAUCUAUUAGAAUUCUCAUCACACUACGUAGACAUAAUUUGAUUACCCCAUUUUGGCUUAUGGGAUUUCCUGUUGACACAUAGAAUAGCCAAUUAUUUAAAUGUUUAGUUGCCAUAGUGAACAAGGAGUCACUGAGCCAAUGACUACCAGCUGCUGACAAAUCCUCAUCACCACUGUAGAUUUUGUUGCAUGUGCAGGUCCUCUUUUUUUUAGUUGCUGUUUUUGUUGCUGCAAUACUUUACAAACUUCUAGUUCAUUGAGACUUUGUGGUCAUUUGACAUCAUGUUAACAUCACACAAUAGGAAACACCACUUACAGAAGUCUCUAGCCUUCGUGCUUAAGUACUACUGAAAAAGAACUAGGAAGUUUGGCAGAUUAAAAAGAAAAAGUAAGUUAAAAGUGGUCAGGGAAUCUCUUGACAAAAGCUAACUUUUUUUUUUCCCCAAAAAAGGGGGGGGCAUGUUUUGUUUUGUUUUACAGUGAAGGAUCAACUUAGUGCUAAAUGUCAGACAUUAAUUGGUGUUCCAAUGCCAGUGUGGAAAUUGAGUUGGAGGUGGGUGGGAGCUGUGAGUAUUCCUUGAAGAAAAAAAAAUGUCUUUUCCGGUGGUGAAUCAGAGUUCCUUAUACGUUGUUAUCCUGCCCCCUCCCCGGUUGUCUUGAAGAACCCGUGCUGCUAACUCUGGGUCCUGCUUUUUGUGUAGUCAGAAUCCCUCUCAUUGAUAAUACUCUGCUAGACUGAACUAGAGACCAACAGCAAUGUAUCACUGUUGAAGUCCUGGUUUUCUCAACUAAAUUAAAGUCUUCCCCAGGUAUGUCAGUCUAACCCCCAGGAAUCUUCUCCUUUAGGAUUUCCUGGCAUUCAUUUAAAGGUAAAUGAAGAAAAAUUAACAUUUUAAUGUAAAUCUUUUUAAAAUCAAGAUCACGGUAGAAUUCACACACCAUUUUAGGCAGUGUUUCAAGUAGCACUGUGAUAUAGUGUCCUCUUGGCCAUUCAUCAUCACCAGUUCUUAGGUAAAGGUGACAUGUAUUUGUCAUAUCUAAUGAGAUAUCUAAUGUCAUAUCUUUGUUGCAUUCAGACAUAUAAUGCUUCAAACAAAUUGAGAAACCUGACAAGAAAAAGCAUUAAAAUUUAAUAAAAUGUUAAAAAACGUAGUGAAACGUAAUCCCAAAACCCAGUGCCGUCGAGUCGAUUCCAACUCAUAGUGACCUGGCCCCUUUUUAUAUAAGACCUGGCCCCUCUGUACUACUAGACGGAUGGAAGAGCAAAUGUUUUGCAUACCAAACUCCAGAUUCCCCAUUCUGCAUUUUAAAGUCCAGUUGUAGACUUAAAAUUAGAGUUUUCAACUUAAUCAAAUUGAGUUAUUGAGUUUAUUCAGAUCAUAUAGACUUGUAAAAAUGCAAUUAAAUACUGACUCCAAAUGUCUUUCCAGUAAGACUUUGUAUCUAAUUUAAUCGUGUGACACCCAGAUUUACAUGUAGGUCAUGACUAUACCUGGUUUAUACCAUUAAGUUAAUUUUAAUUAAAAUAUGUAUCUUUUGCAAAAAUGAUUCAGAUUAAUUGGUUUGUGUGUGUUUGUGCAGGAGUAAAAUCUGACUUCUGAGGAAUCGCAUACGUGAUAGGAACCAUCAGAGUAAGGCUUAUAAUAGGAAAUUUGAAAUGUUUUGAGAUUUUCUAAAGAAAAAAGGAAGCACUUUCUGAAUCAGUGUGCAAAUGUCAACAUUUGAUCAGAUUAAUACUACCUCUUUCCCAUUGUUGGUGUCCACUUGUUAUAUGUGUAUUUAAGGAAAUAAAAAGUAUGGGAAAUUUGUUCAGCAUAUCAGAAAGUUCUAAAUGCUACAUCUGGUUUCCAGAGCUUGGCAGUAAAGUUUCCUGUGUUCGCUGUCGCUCCCUUUUUUCCCUUAGCAUUUUAAAAAUGCAAAACCUCAUUCCUUGAAAUAUAGUAUUCCUGAUUGGGUUCCCUUCCCUUUGCACAUGUUUUUCUCCCCUUAUUAAAAUCAGCUCUAACCCCAAAUUAUAUAGUAUCUGAGAGUAAUUUCAUUAUAUAUAAUGUUAGCUGCAAAUGUGUUUAUACUAUUUUUAUUCUCUUUUCUCUGCCUAGAGAUGAGUACUGCUGCAUGUGAAACCAUGGCCACAGGUGUCAUAUGCUUAGUACUCCAGGCAUAUUACAAAGAUUUGUUGUGAAAUUGAACUUUCUACCAUGGUCUUUACGAUUUUUGGCUGCCUAGACAUCAAGUAAACACCAUUCACUACACUAAGGAAGCUGUCCUGGACACCCCUUCCACCUAUUUUUCCUUACCCUCUUUCAAAAACUGAAAACUCUAUGAGUGUCUUUUUAAAAUCAUAAGGCAGAUUUUAGUACUUCUUACUUCUGUAAGUGCUAAAUGUCUGGCAUUUUAAAUUUUUACAGAAUACAUUGUGUUGGACACUGGAAUAAUACUAUUUAUUUUCACCUGUGAAAAAUGACUUCGUUGUACUUGAAACACCUCCUUUGCAUGUCUCCAUUUGUGCCAUUCACUAGUGGAAAUAAAUUGUAUUAUACCAUGAUCUACUGGCUUUUUAAAACUGUGUUAGAUAUGCACAUUUUUGGUAUAGCUAUUAUCAUUUGUAUGUGUAUAUUGUAUAUACAUAUGAGUGUAUGUGUGUAUAGAUAAAUGGGUGGAUAUAACUCACACUGUACGUUUCCAUCAGGGCACUUAAGGUUCUGUUCUUUUAUUUUUUUAUUUCAGCCCUCAGUUAAGGCAAAAAUGCAUACUUUUCUUAAGAAUGUGUGCUCUGGGUUGGUAUUUAUGAGAAGGUGGCCAUUAGAUGCACUCUUUCCUUUUUAAUCCCCCCUGAGCACUUGUGUGAGUGGAGAGAAAGUUAAAUAAAAUGUGGAGCAUGCAUUGCAAUGCAGUAAAUAGUGCUAGGGAAGAAGCCAGUUAGUGUUUCUUUGAGUCUGUGUUGUGAUACAAUAAAAAGGUAAAUGAUGCAGAGAGAAAUGAACCGUGGAAAUUAAAACACUGAUGGUGAUUGCUCUGCAAAGAUAAUGAAAAGCAUCAGUAAGUCACACAGUCUUUAAUACUUUCUAUAUGUAUUUCUUAGCAGUGAUGCCAUUGAUCCUCUUACCCCCCCCCCUUUUUUUUUACUCCAUUAAUCCUAAUAUGUAUUUUGCUGAGGACCAAAACAUCCAAAAAAGGAAUUACUGCUGAGGCAUUUACAGUUCUCCUAAAUCGUAAAAUAUAAGAAAUGGCCACUAGGAGAGAAGGCUAUGGUACUGGUGUGCGGGGCUUUCUCCUUCUAGCUGCCUCUUCUUGCUUGAUAAUCGUUAAGAUCUUUGUGCACCUUCCACCCCUUCUGAGCCACCACUAUUCAAACCAAGCAGAGGUUUGACCCAACACAGCAACCCUUUCCUAGUAAAUUUAUAUGGUCCUGCAUUUCGUCCCAUGCUCACAAUGUGAAGUGUCUGGUGUGUAUUCAAGUUAGAAAAUAGUAUAUUUAAAGUAUAUAAGUGUGAAUCUUGUGUAUUGAUGGAGGUGGAGGUUCUUAUUUCUUAGAUGGAAAAGAGCCUUUUCUAAGGAGCAGGGCCAAAACUUGGGCUGUCAUCUUUAAGCUGCUUACCAAAAUACAGAUCAUCACUGAAGAAAAACACAUUGUCUAUUUUAUUUUCCUCCAUCUAACACAAUAGCACCCCCGACCAGCUUAUAGCAUUGCCUUUGACAAGGCAUGUAUGUACUCACUCACUCACUCUUAGUUGUUAAGAACUGGAACUUUCCCAUCCUCAAAUUCCUGAAAGGAUGAAGAGUGUGCUGUACACCUAGCAGACUCACCCUUUGUAUGCAAGGACUACUGAUCGAGGUCUAUUUUGCUGUGUGUCUGGUUAUGUUGUCUGCACUUUUAUGAAAUCACUACAGUAGGUCUGCAUUGGAAAUGACUUAAAUUUGUAAAGAAGUAAAUUUUAUUACACACUGUCUAGAAAAAAAAGUGAAGCUGAGAACUCUUCCUUUAUUGUGCAUUUAUGUUUUCUACUGAAUUUUGGAACCCCCUUUAAAGUCAUGUUGGCUAAUUUUUCCCUCUUUGUAUUCAAAUUUCCAAAAUUUCACUCAUACGGUGGAAGAGAACCCAUUUAGCCUAAUGGUAGUCUUCAGAUGAUAAGAAAUAUAUGAAUUAUUAAUGCACCUUAUCUGCCUGUUGUGGGUCUCUUAAACUUGCACUUCCCACCCACCCAAAGAUAGAUACCCUUUAAAGAAAAUAAAGGCAGAGAAUUAAAACUGGGGAGCCAUUUACUAUGUUACCGUCACUGUUAACUGUUUCCCAGAACCCAGACUUUUUGAAGUUUCAGAGGUUGUAUGUGUGUGUGUGUGUGUCUGUUGGAUUGUCUUUUGUUUUGAAAAUACAAGUGAUUCUUCAGAGGGGGAGAAAAUCUAAUCCUCUCUGUGAUCUCCCUUUGAAAACAGCGUGAUUUCCGCUGAGUAUACUGAUUUGAACAUCUGUAGGUAGUUUGCCAUAAAGAAGUGGAGAGAAGAUGAGACCUCUGAAUGAAUGAAAAAGGGUAUUAUUUUGAUGCCCAAGAAUCCCCCCCAAAGUACGGGUACUUCAACCUGCACAGUUUCCUUUUCACUCACAGUUUUUAGCAAUUGCGAGUGAAAAUCAUGUAAUUAUCUGUAAAUAUGUAGCUAACAAAUUGACCUAGUUUCUGUAUUUUUUUGUUUUUGUACUAAAGUUUAUAGGUCUGUGCCAGCUAGAGAGGAGUUGCCGUCAUUGCCAGUUGUGGUCCUAGCGUCUAACCCUGAAACCAUCCUAGGUGACAUUUUAGAAUUAAUGCUUAAAUGUUGUUAAACAGGGGGAAAUGAAGCUUAACCGUUGAUCAGGUUUGAAAUCUUUUGAAGCUGAAUAAUUUAAUAUAAUGAUUACAUGUUCUUGAUCAUGAAUGAGGUAGGGCGCCUCCCUUCCCCAGUGGCCAUGUUUACAGAAGUGUGUUUUGUCUAUAAAGUGCAAGUGUUUUAAUGUUUAUGUAAAUUAUACAGGUGAUAACAUUAUGGUUUGGAAUUGUUUAUUGGGCUCUUCAGCUGAAUUUUCCAAUGAAAUGAACUAUGCUUAUUGCUGGCACAUUGGUCCCAUUUCUGGAACGUUUUUUCUGUUUCCAGAAUUGCAUAUGUUCCUUUGUCAUUACCCCCUUUUAACCUCUAUUUCUCUGAUAUGCCUUGUAGCCUAAGGUAUUAUUAGAUUGGUGAACAUAGACGAGGGAAAAGUAUUUUAAAAAAUAUCCAGGAACCCUCAUAUUUAUGCUUUCAGUGCUCGUGUUAUAUGUUUCUAUGGCAACUCUGAGGUCAGUGGAGUUUAGAAAUGAGAUACCAAUUUUAAUGAAAAGUGUGUACUCUUUGCUUUUGCAUGGCUUGGCUUAGUAUCAAAGGUCUAUUAGGGCCACUGGAAACAAUGAAGACCAGCUACGUGGGAACAGGUUUCUCUCAGUGGCACAUUUUGCUUUUUCUGAGCCUUCAAAUGCAUUGCCUCGGCAUGGACAUUAGUGUUACUAUAAAUCGCACAUGGUCAUGGAGAGAAUUAUGUGAUUAAAAAGGAUGCAACUGCCUCACGUUUGCGGUUCUGGUUGGUCCAUGUGACCGUUUGGCACAUAUCAAACAAAUCUGGAGUGUAUUGAGCCCUUCCCCUUUUUAGUCAUAGACAAGUAUGUUUAGUUUAUGAAGAUCCUAGCUGCCCCUGGUGUGUUGCCAGACAGCUCUUUUUUGGUGCCCAUUCCAAAUGUGCUUUUGUCCUUCCUUGCAUUUCAUACUGUCAGAAACCACCACCCCUUCUCCUCCACUGCAUUUUAUGUUACACCUUUUAUUCCACAGUAAGUAGGAGUUGUGCCUACUUAGAGUGCCCUUCCAAUUAAUUGCACAUACCCCAAAAUAUUCCAAGCCAGAGACACAAAGUAGGAGAACGUUUCCCCAAAAAAGUCCACUUGAGGCCAGUAAUUUAUCUGACAAGGUAUUUUACCACAUUAUCUUGACACUUGACAUAUGAGCCUAUUAGGAGUUGCAAGUGACUUUCUAGGGUAAAAUCCAGGUGGAGAGGGACAUGAAAAGAGAGAAUUUCGUUCUCAUUUUCCUUUUCCUUUUAUGAUGAUCCUUCUCUGCUAGGUUAGAACAGGUUAGUUUUCCAAAUUUGUUUGGUUUUGUUUUCUUAGGGAAAUUUUUACAAAAGCAAUGGUCUGAUGUAAAUAACAUUUUAAAGUAUAGUGCACAUAACUUCCCCAGACUAUUCCAAUCUGGUAAUUUGUAAAUGCUUUAGAAUUUUUUAAGUUAACACUUGUGUUGCUAAAUCCUAUUUAUGUAAGUCUGCUAAAAUUUUUAACCCAUUUAAAGCUUGAGACAAACAUUUAAAUAAUGGAUGGGUUACACUGAGCAAUUUAGCUUUCAGAACCCCCUUGUUUUAGUAUAUGAAAAAGAUAGCCUAAUGCGCAUUAAUGAGGUUGGAGAGACUGAGAAAUAUGUAUAGUGUAUAUUUUAAAACAGCUUUGCUUGUAUUGUGAAGAUUUAAAACAAACUUGAGAUUUUUAACGUAACUAUUAACACAGUUUUAACAUAAGUUAUCCCACUGGGUUUAAGAGCAUCUUGAAUGUAUAAUCCUUUUUGUAACCCAGGUUGGUUUCUGCUUUUACCAGUCAUCCAAACACAUUAUUUAUGUUUUUAGUUUUAUGUACUCAUUUCCCUUUGUUUUCCUCAAACAGCAUGAUUUUUUUGCACAUGUAUUGUAGAAAAUUUUUAAAAGAAAAAAAUGAAUACAUCAUUUUCUCUGAAUUUUCUUCACCUUUCCCUUCUACUAACCCUUUACCUUAAAGGCCAUAUCGCUCCAUUUGCAUUACUUGUGCAAAUGCCAGGGUUGGUUUUUAUUUUUAUUUUUGCUAUUUACUUAAAAAAAGAAAAUGCUUCAGUCAAUUGCUUUUUUAUUUAAAAAAAGAAAAAAAGAAAAAAGCUGUAACCUUAUCAUUUCUGAAGACAUUGAGAGAUGAAUGCACACCUGUAAUCACCCAGGACCAGCUUUGGUGGCUAAAGGGAAUAUUUUCAGUAAGCAAGAGGUUCUUUUCUACAAGUGGUAUAUAUUACCCACAAUCUAUUUCAGUUAUUCCCACAAGUCAGGGCUCCAGAUAAAAUGAGGGUUAUCAGCUAACUGAUAUGAUAUCAUUGAGGUCCAUCAAUGAAUUUGUACAUUUCUAGUUCCCUUUGGUGAAGGGAAAAAUGAUGAUUUUGCAAGACCUAGAUUUUGGCUUGGUUUUUUGCCUCCUUUUUUUGGCAGCCUUUAUCUUCUCAUCUCCCACAGCCCUUGAGCCUGUAGGGUUUUCAUAGUGGACGAAGGACUUGGGUGGGGUCUUUUAAAACGAGGACUGGUUUUUUUGGUGAGAGAUUAUCAUGUUAAAAGCGUGUUCUUCCGCUUUACAGCUGACUCUUUUUUAAAUAUACACAGUCCUCUCAGUUUUCAGACCAAACAGGUGCCCACAGUGGAGGCUUAUCAAGGGUUGCAAUGGGGAAGAAGCCCCUCCCUCACUGUCAGCACCAGCUGGUAAAGGUGGCUGUACAGAUGUGCAUUUUCCUUUUGGUAGAAACGGUCCGCAGCACUAACUGGUAAGGCUUAUUGUACAGUAUAUCGUCAGUAUUCUUCUGGUUCAACAUACCUUCUAGUUCAUAUAUAACCUGUAUUAAUUGUAUAGAUUGUGCAUUUAAAGCUGUUACCAAGUUGUCAGAACAUAAGAGAGAAAACAAGGUCAUAUGUAAUA
Molecule: messenger RNA, 12549 nt
Organism: Loxodonta africana (African savanna elephant)
Lineage: Eukaryota; Metazoa; Chordata; Mammalia; Proboscidea; Elephantidae
Gene: TAOK1
Product: TAO kinase 1
Exons: 20
Coding region: 770-3775 (1001 amino acids)
Biological process (GO): protein phosphorylation; regulation of cytoskeleton organization
Cellular component (GO): cytoplasm
Molecular function (GO): protein serine/threonine kinase activity; ATP binding
Source: RefSeq, a predicted model, not a curated record